Messenger RNA from Juglans microcarpa x Juglans regia, 1298 nucleotides. RefSeq names its product probable WRKY transcription factor 17. Lineage: Eukaryota; Viridiplantae; Streptophyta; Magnoliopsida; Fagales; Juglandaceae. Gene Ontology annotation, biological process: regulation of DNA-templated transcription. The record is from RefSeq and is a predicted model, not a curated record. The coding region runs from base 121 to 1050 and encodes 309 amino acids. Gene Ontology annotation, molecular function: DNA-binding transcription factor activity; sequence-specific DNA binding. The transcript has 3 exons.
UCUCCCCCACUCUCUUCUCCUCACAAUAUCUCUUUACUCUAUAUUCCUCCUCUUCUUCUUCUUCUUCUUCUUAUCUUCUAGCUUCUCUGCUUUUGCUGUGGUUCUUUCUGAUCUCCUGCUAUGGCGAUAGAUCUGGUCCCGUACUCCAAGAUGAAGGAUCCGAUGGCUAUACAAGAAGAAGCAUCGGCUGGGUUGAAGAGUAUGGAGCACCUGAUUUGCCUACUCUCCCAUCAAGCCCCUCGCGACAACCACCUUGACUGCCGAGAAAUCACCGACUUCACCGUUUCCAAAUUCAAGAAGGUAAUCUCCAUCCUAAACCGGACCGGCCACGCCCGCUUCCGCCGCGGACCUUCGAACCCUCCUUCAUCUUAUAGCGGACCGACAAACCCCGUCGAACGCCGUUCAGUCCCAGAUCCGGUCCGGCCUGAGAUACAGUCCCAGACCUUCACGCUUGAUUUCUCGAAACCUAGAACUGCUUCCGGGUCGCGACCGGUGUUGUCGGUAAAUCAGCAGUCUAAGGAGAGCUUCAGCAUAUCUCCACCCGUUUCCUCCACGACCUCGUCGCUUAUGUCAUCUGUUACCGGAGACGGCAGCGUUUCGAAUGGUAAACAAGGUUCCUCUCUCCUAAUAGCUCCGACCACCACCAUGUCGGCCGGGAAACCACCUCUUUCUUCGUCUCAGCGUAAAAAGUGCAGCGUAAAUCAUUCUCUCUCUGCUGCGAAUGUCUCCUCGUCUGACCGUUGCCAUUGCUCCAAGAAAAGGAAAUCCAGAGUGAAGAGGGCUGUCAGAGUUGCAGCAAUAAGCUCGAAGAUCGCGGAUAUACCGUCGGACGAGUUCUCGUGGAGAAAAUACGGUCAAAAGCCGAUAAAGGGCUCACCUUACCCAAGAGGGUAUUACAGAUGCAGUAGCGUGAAAGGGUGCCCAGCGAGAAAGCACGUGGAAAGAGCACAAGACGAUCCAAAUAUGCUGAUCGUAACAUAUGAAGGAGAGCACCGUCACCCGCACCCUCCGAUUCCGGCUGCGAGUUUCGCCCCUCAGUCGUCGGCGUGAAAUGGACGUUGGGGACCAGGACCUGAAAUUGAAAUCCCCAAUCAUCCUUUAUCGAACGGCAGGCCAGCCUGUCACCGGAGACCGUUGACGGUAAUUUUGCAGUUGAAAUGGUCAAAAGAUUCGAAGGAAGAAAGAAAAGAACAAAGUCAACUGUACUGGUCGGAACGGCUUUUAUUUAUUUAUUUUUGUAAAGUUGCUUAAAGUUAGGGGACUACAAGAUGAAAUUAAAUACUAGCAUUGUUUUUUUU